UUGCAUUUGGCUAUAGCAGUUGCUGAGCAUGCGGCAGCAGCAGCAGCAGCCACUCAAGCACCAUGCACCACUACACGUGAUUGUUUUUCAAAAUCAGACCGGUUACCAUCGCCAAAUGACAGUCAUAUGUUCGGUGAUCAAACUCCGAAAUAUGAUGUGUCCAGAUCGAUCAGUCGCCGUUCACUUCCGGAAUUCAUCUAUCCGGACACGAUCCGUCAACGCGUCACACCGGAUGAGUGUCCUGUUUGUCAGAUUAUGCUGCCGAAAGGCCCAAAUGGCUGUGAGAUCUUUGAAGUAGUGUGGUGUGUAUUGGUUGAAAGGAAACGAUAUGUGGGACAAGAAUAUGGUGUGUAA
Messenger RNA from Anisakis simplex (herring worm), 354 nucleotides. The record is from the annotation of a GenBank genome assembly. NCBI's taxonomy places the organism in Eukaryota, Metazoa, Nematoda, Chromadorea, Rhabditida, Anisakidae.